UGUUUUGCGCAAAUGAAUACAAAAACAUUGGAACAUGGAUGAUGUGAUUGAUUUGCACAUUCAACACCUUCUAGGAGAAGAUGAUGACAGUGAUUCUUCUGAUAGUUCUUCAGCAUCAACAGCUGAUCCUUCAUCUUCUCAUGAAAAUGAUCAAGUGACAACUUCUGAUGCCAGUGUAUUAUAUGACACUUCCUUACCUGCUCUACAUUCGUACUUGGGAUCAGACCUCGAAGAGCUUAGCGGGAGGACCGUGUUGGAUGAUGACAGUUGUCAAACUAUUCCUCUCCUUACAUUGCCAGGUGUUGUUCUAAUUCCCGGACAGACACUUCCAUUACAGUUGUUUAACCCUGCUACUGUUUCAAUGUUGGUUCAUAUUAUUAAAAAUGAUCGGACAUUUGGAAUGAUAAAUUCUAGAUUUUCUGGAAGAACAUUUAAUAAUGUUUUAGAUCCUAUUGGUACAACAGCAGAAGUGCGUUCAUAUAGGGAGGGAGAUGAGCUUCAUGGUAUCAAUGUCCUAAGAGUGAAAGCCGAAGGUCGACAGAGGUUUGAAGUGUUGGAAACACGAAGACAAGCUGAUGGGAUGAUAAUUGGAAAGGUUCGUAUAUUACCUGAACUUGAACUUGGAGAUCCAUCUGUUGGCGCAAAGUUAAGCAGUUUAGAUAAAUUUCGUGAUCCUCUAGGAGCAGAAUGCAGGAGUACAUUGCAUCCUAAACCUACAACUAACUACAAAUCUCAUAAAAACAAAUAUGAUUUUGCAAAUUAUACGUGGUUUCCUCCAUUUGUGUACAAAAUGUUUGAUCAAUAUCUACUGAUUAAGAAAAUUAAGGCAGAACUGAAAGGCUGGAACAGGAGUGUUACAACCGAUUCCAUGCCCUGCAAUCCAAAAGAGUUUUCAUAUUGGGUGGCGGCUAAUCUUCCUUUAGAUGAUACUCAGAGGCUUGCUCUACUCAGCAUUAAUGAAGUGACUCACCGGUUGAAGUUGGAACUCAAAAUAUUAGAAGAAUGUUCUGUCCUAUGUUGUAAGGAUUGCAACCGCAUCAUUGCCCACCGCGACCAAAUAUUUAGUAUGUCUUUGCAAGGACCACAAGGGACAUACGUUAAUCCAAAUGGAUAUGUUCAUGAAGCUAUUACAGUUCACAAAGCCAAAAAUCUUCUUGUAAGCGGGAGACCUUCUACAGAGCAGAGUUGGUUUCCUGGAUAUGCCUGGACUAUAGCUGAAUGCGAACAAUGUCACUGUCAUAUGGGAUGGAAAUUCACUUCUGUAAAGAAAAAUCUUAAGCCCAGCAAAUUUUGGGCUCUUUGCCGGUCUGCAAUUCAUACAAAAUUGGCAGAAAAUGUGGAAAUAUCUAUCGAUGACUGAGAAAGAGACUCUGAAAAUAUGUAUUUUUUGUGAUACUUUAGUAGAAGUCAAGGACUUAAUGAACGGCCCUUUUAUUCAUGUUUUGUUAAAUAUUCAAACAAAAGAAGGUAUAUAUUUUUCAUAUGGUUGUAUUUAAAAAGAAAAUUCUGAUAAUUUUGUAUGAUAUCUUUGUUGAAUUUUGUUCGCAUUUUAAUCAUGAGUGGGGUGACUUCAUCGUCUAAAAAAAAAAAAAAAAUCUAGUAAGUUUCAGUUUAAUUGCAGAGUUGCACAGAACAAUCAGGGCAACAGGGAAAUAAUGCAAUAUCAGGUUAUUCUGGAAAAAUUAGGAAAAUAAGCAAAAAUUUCCCGAAAUUGAGUAAUUCUUUAUCUUAAUUAUCACAUCCUUAUUAAAUUGCAAACCUAAAGCUUUACUUAUAAAAGUUUGCCUUCUUUUAUGCCUCUAAAUCCACAGUUCGAAAAUUGCGAACUUUUCACACCCUCUCAGAGGAUUUGAACUAAUUUUCGAUCUGUACUAAUUAUUGUUGAAAGGGUAACUAAAUAGAAUUUUGUUUGGUUUGUUUAGCUGGCACGUAAUUUAAUUGCAUAAGUUUUAUGUGAUAAAAAAAAAAAAAUGUUGACUAGGUUACUCUGAGAUGCAUUCUGCUGUAAUUUAAAAUGAUUUGGCUAUUUUCAGUUAAGAGCUUUGAGAUUGAAUCUUACAAUUUAUUAAAUUGCAGUUAUUCCUUGUAGGUUCAUUACAGCAAUUCAGUGUAACUUUGAGGUUUACAAUUUCAAUAUUUUAAACUGCAUCAUUAAUAUUUUAAUAGUUUCAUUGUGUUUGUUGGUAUGAAGUAUUAAAAACACUUCUAAGCUAUUGUUUAGUUAUCUAAAAUUAAGAAAUGUUAUUAAAUUCAUUUCAUAUAAAUUAUUAGCUUCAUUCAAAGCCAUCUUUUCAUUUAGGGUCACUUUUGUGUCACAUUAGAAAUUGGACACAAAAUAAAUGACUUUAUAGCAAGAAUCAGGGCCAUAACCCUACUUUUGUUUUGAGGAGGGUUUUACCAAAUAUGUACAUUUCUUGUGGAAUCUAUAUGAUAAAAAAAAUGAUUUCAUUUGUAUAUUCUAUUGAUUUUGUUACAAUAGGUUAUUUAAAUGAAGGUGUUCUGCUUUAGGCAUUAACAUGAGCAAAUGAAAAAGAUGACUUUCAAAUGAAGAAAAAUGCAUACCAUCACCCCUGUGAAAUAUUUGGUGUCUUUUCAAUAACUCAGAAGAAUAGAUGCAUGUACUCAUAUAUACACAUUCGAAAUAAUGUUUCUUGAAUUUAUAUUUUUGACACUUAUAAAACAUGUUAAGUAUUAGUUUGGCACAGGGCGGGAUUUAGGGGAGGGCAGCGGAGCUACUGCCUCGGGGCCUCCACAACAAAGGGGCCCCCACAAUAAAAUGUUUGCAAAAUAUCCUAACUUUCACAGGUCAGCAAAUUUUAUGUUUUUUCUCCAAUAUAAAUUAUAACAAUAAUAAUAUUAAAAAAAUAAACAGCAGUAACUUCAGGAUGUAUUUACUAUUAAAGUGCUGAUAAAAAAUAUCGGAUAUAUACAUAUAUAUCCAAAUAUUCGGAUAUAUAUUAAAGUAUCGGAUAAUUUCGAAAAUAUGAUGAUAAUUUCGAACCCCUGAUUAGGGGCCUCCACUCCUUUGUUGCCCCGGGGCCUCCACACUUCCAAAUCCAGCCCUGGUUUGGCACUUUCAACUUUUAAGAAUUUGGAUGUUUUUGUUAGCGCCAAGGUAUUUUUAAAAUCUGAAGGAAAACGUUGUAAUGUUUUGUACGGAAGGAUGUGUGCAAUAACUAUGAUAAAAAUAAUUCCUACAGAUAAAACCCUGAGUUAAGACAAUUCCUGUAAAAAAAAUUCAAUUUUUUUUGGCAAAAAAACUAUUGAGAAGAGCAUUUUUGGAACAGUUUUGAAAUAUUCUGAAGAAGGUUCAGCCCUGUGUGUGGUUAAAGUAGGCACAACUUUAAUGAAGCAAAUUUAAUUUCUUGUUUGAAAAUCCUUUUGUACUUUACGACAUCAAAAACUGUCUAUAAUUUAUAAUAUUGCUUAGAAUAUUAUAAUGUAGUUGAAAAUCUUUCAACAACUUAAAAAAAUGGAAUUAUUGAAUGAAGCAAUUUGUUGUGCACAAUUCUGCUACUGUCAGCCCCGCUUAAUCGGGAAACCGAUAAACGAAUACCCUGCUUAUACGAAUAAAACCUUCCAGAACCGAAUAUUUCCCCAUAGACGCAAUGUUAAAAAUUCCCGCUUAAUGGAAUAAUUUCCCCCGGAUAAUCAAAUAAUACUGUUCAGCUGUGGCAAAUAUUUUUGCUGAGAAUAAUUUUGAAUAAAUUAAGUAGGAACAAUUAUUGAAGUAAAAAUAUAAAGUAAUAUUUUUCGCCGACAACGGGUGAGAAAAUUUGUAUUCCAUCAAAGAAUGUGCUAUUUUUUACCUUUUUCGUUUCUUUGUCUUUGCCAUUACAAAAGAAAGAAAAAAGAACAAUAGAUAACGCAGUCGAUAAAUAAAUUAAAUAGCACACAGAAAUAUACACAUUUUGGAUAAUAAAUUGAUAAGUAUUAAAUGUAAAACACAGUAGACGAGGGGGGGAAAAACGAGUCAGAAAAGUGUUCCCAAAAGACCUUGAGCAAGCAAUCCCUUAUUAUAGAUUUUUUCAAAAAAUAAUAUACUGAAAAAAGGUCUAGAGACAGAUUUCAUAACUCAAGUUGUGAAUUUCUUUUAAAAAAUUUUAUUGAUUUAAUUUAGUUCAGUAACUUUUUGUCAAUAACAUUAAUUAUUUCCUUUAUAUAACUAUUGAUCAAUUAGUAUUACGUUUUAAGACAAAUGUCAAUUUAGAAAGGGAAAGAAAGUUUCCCCGCUUAAUCAAAUACCCCGCUUAAUCGAAUAAAAUUUCUUGGAACCGACGUUUCAAUUAAGCAGGGGUGACAGUAUUUAUUUAUUUAUUUAUUUUUUGUAAAAUAAGGAGCAGUAACUUAUUUCUAAACUUUACUGGGUGAGCGCAAUACUAGUUCUAGUUUACUCCUCCUAGAUUUAAAAAAAUGAUAUACUAAAAAAAUUGAAAUGACGCAAGGUUAAUCGACAUGGCUCAAAAUAAUCCUAAAUUACUGUACAACAAAAUUAUAGUAUACAUGUUUUUUUAAAAUUUUAUUUCAUUAGUGAAACUUUUCAUAAUGUCUAGCACUAGAUUUGUUUUCGUUAUACAUAUAAUGUUUGCCUUUGAGUAACUUAGUUGAAGGUUUUAUUUUUCUUGUGCAAUAUUCUGUAAUGAUGAAUUUUGUUUGAAUAAUAUCUUUUUUUUUCCUUAAUAUUAUUUUAAUUUAUCUCCAAACUUUCAAUUCUUUUGUAAUAUAAGAUACUGUAUGAUAUUUGUAUCAAGCUAGGAUAAUAAUGUAAAUAUAUCAGCGCUUUUGUUUUAGUGUACAUAAAUGUAAUUCUGUUCCUGUAAUAGUGGACUCGCUAUACUGUAAAAGUCUUUGUAACAACAGCAAAAAAAAAAAAAAAAAGCAUAUUUAUUGUAAAGAAUAAAGUUUUA
This is a messenger RNA of Uloborus diversus, 4907 nucleotides long. RefSeq names its product protein cereblon-like (gene ohgt). The record is from RefSeq and is a predicted model, not a curated record. NCBI's taxonomy places the organism in Eukaryota, Metazoa, Arthropoda, Arachnida, Araneae, Uloboridae. Bases 35 to 1360 code for a protein of 441 amino acids. The transcript has 9 exons.